GUUUUGCUUUUUUUAGUGAAAACACGUUAAAUGAAAAUAAAAGUUGUCACAUUUUUAUGAAACAGUUUUGUGUUCUGGUGAAUUCGGCUCAUGUGACAUCAGUAAAUAUUGAUUAUUAUUUAUUGAUUAUUUGUGACCUUCCUCCUCCUCUUUGUCAGCAGAAGUUGGGAGACUCCUACCGAGGGUUCUGCUGCUCGGAGGCCGAGCUGGAGGCCAUCCUGUUGCUCCACAAGCAGCAGACCGGCUGCGUCUUCGGGACCCGUCAGUCUCCGUCUGUGGACAAACCAGCAACCAGGCUCAUGUGGAAGUCUCAGUACGUCCCGUACGACGGCAUCCCGUUCGUCAACGCGGGCAGCAGAGCGAUUGUGAUGGAGUGUCAGUUCGGACCUCGCAGGAAAGGACUGAACAAGAGCUGUGAACACACUUACAGAGCUACCUGUCCCGCCAGGAUCUACAUCAAGAGUCGGAAUUUCGGAAGUUCGGCGUUCCCCCGGAGCCGACGUGGAGCAAGAGGACGCUCCCCACAGGGGAUGAGAGUCACCGUGCAGUCACACCUGGGAACGCCCGCGCCCGCAUCCCCCCGCGGUGCCCUCCCCGACCCGCCCUCCACCCACCGCUGCUGGGAAGGAGGAGGAGGCGGAUGA
This is a messenger RNA of Morone saxatilis (striped sea-bass), 644 nucleotides long. It is a transcript of the gene carf, whose product is annotated as calcium responsive transcription factor. Bases 57 to 644 code for a protein of 195 amino acids. The transcript has 4 exons. Gene Ontology annotation, cellular component: nucleus. NCBI's taxonomy places the organism in Eukaryota, Metazoa, Chordata, Actinopteri, Moronidae. Gene Ontology annotation, biological process: regulation of transcription by RNA polymerase II. The record is from RefSeq and is a predicted model, not a curated record. Gene Ontology annotation, molecular function: DNA-binding transcription factor activity, RNA polymerase II-specific; RNA polymerase II cis-regulatory region sequence-specific DNA binding.